Molecule: messenger RNA, 1535 nt
Organism: Hemicordylus capensis (graceful crag lizard)
Lineage: Eukaryota; Metazoa; Chordata; Lepidosauria; Squamata; Cordylidae
Gene: PDZK1IP1
Product: PDZK1 interacting protein 1
Exons: 4
Coding region: 43-435 (130 amino acids)
Source: RefSeq, a predicted model, not a curated record
UCCUUUGCUUCCAGUGCAGAGACAUUUCUCCUGUCUAUCAUCAUGAAUGCAGUUCUGGCUGUUACCUUUUGCCUCUUGGUUAUUUUGGAACCUGUGAACUGCCGAGAUCAGAGGAAACUCCAGCCAUGGAUGCAAGGCACCAUUGCAGUUGUCGUGUUCUUGGUUUUGACAGGAAUUGCUUUUGUCGUCAAUCGGUUAUGGUGCCAGGAUAAAGAGGAUUCCUUAGGUGGAAAAAACACAGAACCCUCCAUGGGAGGCCACAAGGAGGAGCUGGUCAUAUCUAAUGGCACAGAAGGGCAGUAUUCAGUGAUUGCAGAUAAUUUCAGGUGCAAAGAAGGCCGUCAUGUCUAUGAAAACCCAGUUGAAGCUGACUGUAGAAGUACAACUGAGAGUCAUGACCAAAAUACAAUCAAAGUUCUUACUACUUGCAUGUAACAUCCAUCCUCAUUGCUGGAUUACACUCACUUUUUGACCCCCACCUCUUUUUAAAAUCCUCCCCAUACUAUAGACUUCAGGCAUGAUGUGACCACCUCUUGCACAUCAAUUAUUCUUUAUGGAUAUAAUCACACCAUUGUGAGGCACUAACUAAUGGCUGAGUGAAGCCAUUUUCCUUUCUUCUGGUGUUAAAAGUUUGCACUCUUUUCUUUUUUUGUAUAGGCUAAGUUCAGAAGUCUACCACACAUCUUGAAUAGAAUAAACUGGCACAAAGGGUUAGUCCCUGCAUUUUUCACAAGAUGGGCCCACUAACAGAACAUUGUGGUCCUCCAGAAUACAUCUGUUGGGCUCAUUCCCUAACCACAUAUCAUUUCUACUUAGUACCUUUUGCCAAAUUACUGUUGUCUUAGACAGACUAUAAACCUAUUCACAAGUCUCUCACAGCCCAUUGACAUGCUCCAAGCUGGUCUUGUAGUAGCAAGCAAAAAGGGUCUCCUUUGCUAAGCAGGGUCUAACCUGGUUUGCAUUUGAAUGGGAGACAUAUGUGAGCACUGCACGAUAUUACCUUUAGGAGAUGCAGCCGCCCUGGGAAGAGCAUCUGCAUGCUUCUGCCUGCAUCCUUGGAGAAGCUGCUGCCAGUCUGUGUAGACAAUACUGAGCUAGGUGGACCAAUGGUCUGACUCAGUAUAAGGCAGCUUCUUAUGUUCCUAUGUAAUGUAGAUACCACUUUUACUCCAUUAUAGGAGUUCUCUGCAUUGUGAGAGAGCAGCUUAAGCAAGCAGCUACAUAGAAACCGUAAGUGGGUGGUGUCAGCUCCAGGGUCAAUCCGCAGUGAAGGCAUGUUGAUCCUCUACCCAGGCUGCCACCAUAUUUUUCUUUCUCUGAUAUGAAAUUGCCAGAGGGACAAAGCUCUAACUAGAAUGGGAUUGGAUAAGACAAAUAUUAAGAAGAUAUGUGAUCCUACAAAUGGGCUUACUAUGAGUUUCUUACUGAUACCUGAAGAAUUCAUUCCAUGCAAAUGCAUCUUGAUGUUUUCUAAUUUACAAAUGAAGUUUUUAAAAUGGCUGCUUUCUUCUUUAUGCAAGAUAUAAUUUGUCAUU